This is a messenger RNA of Aspergillus welwitschiae, 1749 nucleotides long. Its product is annotated as GTPase-activating protein GCS1. Bases 265 to 1479 code for a protein of 404 amino acids. Gene Ontology annotation, biological process: regulation of endocytosis; regulation of ARF protein signal transduction. The record is from RefSeq and is a predicted model, not a curated record. Gene Ontology annotation, molecular function: GTPase activator activity. Lineage: Eukaryota; Fungi; Ascomycota; Eurotiomycetes; Eurotiales; Aspergillaceae. Gene Ontology annotation, cellular component: Golgi membrane. The transcript is spliced from 4 exons.
UCUCGAGUCUCAUAGACAUCCUCAUUCCAUUCCCUGUCUGUUGCGAUAUCUACUGCUAAGUGGAUCCGGCAGGUAGAGUUUCAUCUGGCGGGUGGAGAGACUAACAGAAGCUAAGGGUAGUGCCUCUUCUCCCCUCCGAUCGGCCCCUCUCUUUCUCGCCGCUGAACUCACCGCAUCCAGGGGCUGGGGAACAUUGAGCAAUUGCUGCCCGUCUUAGUCCCGACCUUCAUCUGUGCUCCCUGCUCUUUUCGUCCUUGACUCAUCAUGUCGCGAAUGUGGGAGGUUGAUCCGGAGACAAGGGCCAAGCUCCUCCAGUUCUCCAAAACCAAUGGCAACGAUAAAUGCUGCGACUGCGGCGCCCCUUCGCCUCAAUGGGCGUCCCCUAAAUUCGGAACCUUCAUCUGCCUGAAUUGUGCCGGCACCCACCGCGGCCUGGGCGUUCACAUCUCCUUCGUGCGUUCCAUCACCAUGGACGCCUUCAAGACUUCCGAGAUUCUCCGUAUGGAGCACGGUGGCAACGAGCCGUGGAAGGAAUUCUUCGAUUCCCACCCCAUCACGCAAUCCGAAGGUCGCACAUUCGAAGACUCCACCAUAAAAGAAAGAUACGAGGGCGAAGUCGGCGAGGAGUGGAAAGAGAGACUCGCUGCGAAGGCCGAAGGGAGAGAAUACGUUCCGGGUCAACCCAAACCGCAACAACCAAAGAAUAAGGAACCGACAUCCCGGUCAAGCACACCCCUGGCUGCCCGGGGCGGAUCCCCGGCAUCGCACGACGGUGUGCCGGAGAUGAGCAAGAAGGAACGCAACGAGGCGUAUUUUGCUCGGCUGGGAAACGAAAACUCCUCGCGCUCGGAAUCGGUACCUCCAUCACAAGGAGGCAAGUUCACCGGAUUCGGGGGUGGAAUGCCGGUCACGAACACACCCAAAUCGUCAGGUAGCGGGGCGGCAAUUCCAGGAUUCGAUGAUUUCCAGAAGGAUCCUAUGGGUGCGUUGACAAAGGGCUUCGGAUGGUUUGCGACGACUGUGGGGAAGAGUGCGAAGACAGUCAAUGAUUCGUACAUCCAGCCUACGGCGAAGACGAUAGCAGAAUCCGACCUCGCAGCUCAAGCACGCAUUCACGCCGCUACUCUAGGCCAAAACAUGCAACACGGCGUCCGUGGCGCAGCGGACCAUUUCCAUCGUUUCGUGGAAGGACCCGACGAAGCCGCAGCCGCAGCUGCAGCACGGAGAGGCCGUGUAGAACCGGAAAGAAAGGACUUCUGGGACUCGUUCUCUUCCGUCGCGGCGCAGGAUAGCCACCGGAGAACCGCAUCCAGGUCGAGUGCUAUUGGCACCGCGGCGAUGAAGACGGGGCCUAGUGGUGCUGGCGCUUCUUCGACUUCGUCUGCUGCUGCGUCGUCUGCAACGACGGGCACGGGGGCAGGUUCGUCCGCAACGGCGAGGAAGAGUACGGAUGACGGUGGAUGGGACGAUAACUGGUGAUGAAAAAUAGAGAGGACAGGUUUUAGACACACUUUGUUAUUAUUGUUCGGGAGAGCCUAGCUGGAUAGGUUGCGUUAGAUUGGUUGCUGAUAUUGUGCAUUACAUUGCCUGUUUCUUUUGUUCAUCUGGCUGGAGUGUUGGUGUUGUGCUGUGCUGUGUGAUGUGACGAGAUAUUCUUGCAUGGCAGUGUGCGUAUACAAAUCAUGAUUGAUAUUGAUUUCCUCCAUUCGGUGGUCUCUAGACUGGAUUAUAGAUCAUCCUACUUCAUAC